Molecule: messenger RNA, 2362 nt
Organism: Cryptotermes secundus
Lineage: Eukaryota; Metazoa; Arthropoda; Insecta; Blattodea; Kalotermitidae
Product: ras-related protein Rap-2a
Exons: 4
Coding region: 242-1090 (282 amino acids)
Molecular function (GO): GTP binding; GTPase activity
Source: RefSeq, a predicted model, not a curated record
AGAUAACUUUCUUCUGCUACAAGAUAUUCGAUUCCUGGGAAUCAUAUAUCAAGAUUGCUCUUGCGGCUGUGGCUGCAAGACAGACGCCUGGAUGUCUGAGUGCGAGGGGUCCAUCUUGAGCAGUGGCUUCGCCAUGUUCCUUGUCGCGUCGGUGCCAAACACGUCAUAAAACAGCAACAGGAAACCCAGGAAGGCGACAGGAGCGACUUCAUAUAUUAUCAGUUAGAGGUGACGUAGCAACAUGAAGAGCCGUCACCAGUUCCGACGGCGGUUCAGUCUUCAGCCGUCGUUUCUUAAGGAGGAACCUGAAGAUGACCGACGCCAUCACCACAACAGAGUUUCGCCCUCAAGAUCGGAGCGCCACGUGGACACGGAAUCAUCAGCCAGUGCCCCGUGUCAAGCAAGGCACAAGAUCGUGGUGAUGGGAGCGGCCAAAGUAGGCAAGUCCUCACUCAUCUCCCAGUUUCUGUAUGGCACAUUCUCACCCAAAUACAAACGCACCAUCGAAGAGAUGCACCAAGGAGACUUCAGCGUAGCUGGUGUCAGUCUCACUCUGGACAUCCUCGAUACAUCAGGAGCUUACGAGUUUCCGGCCAUGAGGGCGCUCUCCAUUUCGUCGGCUGAUGCUUUUAUUUUGGUUUAUGACGUGAAUAAUGCUUCAACGUUCGAGGAAGUGAGGACUCUUCGAGACCAGAUCCACGAGACUAAAGGUGGAACUGCAGUCCCCAUCGUGGUCGUAGGGAAUAAGGUCGAUCUUGCGGAUGAACACAGAGAGGUUGACUUGGAGACGACAGAAUCGGUUGUUACAGUGGACUGGGAGAAUGGUUUUGUAGAAGCCUCUGCCAAGGAAAACACAAAUGUAUCACAGGUUUUCAAGGAACUGCUGGCACAAGCCAAAGUGAAAUAUAACCUUAGUCCAGCACUUCGUAAGAGACGUAGGCAGUCCCUUCCGCGACACUCGAUAUCGGAAGGUUCUGCCUCGACAUCCACGAACUCCUCGGCGAUACCCUCGCCCGCACAGUUGCAGCACCUGCAGCAGAUCCAACAACGGCAGGCUGGGGGCAAGAGGAACUCAUGCAUUCUCUCAUAAAGUUAACUGAGAGCCCGCAGCCUAUCUCACAUUGCCGCAACAACAUUAAACACUAACAUGAACAUUCUCAACAAUCCAGAAUUACGCAUUACACCACACAAAGAAAGCAAAAAAUAUAUAUCUGCUUAUAAAUCUAUAUAAGAGAAAAAUAAUACAUAUAAAACUGAAUGGGUUCUUUCAUCUUAUAGGUAAAGUAGAAGAGUGUUUAUUGAAUCGCUAGUCAAUUGUUAUCUAAUGAUGAGUUCCAGCUUCAAGUCGAGAUCGGCAAAUAUGUCGACAAAUUCCGUUGCUCCCUUGUGCAUGAGAGCCACUAAGUCAUACUCUCAUUCUGCGCACAGGGAUCUGAGGAUAUCCAGAAUUUAUUACAUUUUGCACACCUACAACACUGAAGACCGUUAUUUUCUCCAAUUCUGUAAUCUCCAUCAUCAGUGAAAUAUUCCUGUAGGGGGAAAUUACAUGUUACACACUCAACGGAUAUCACUUACUAUUGGGAAAUUGGCCACUAUUCGCUGUAAACACGUUACAAACUUCGGUAGUACAUCGGAAGUCCCUUGUGUUCUCUUUAGAGAUACUAGAGGUACUGAAAUUUUUAUUUUUGUGAAUGUCGGUUGGUUAUAUCUUUAUUUGUAUUCAAAACUGAAAAAAGUUUAAACAUUAUAUAUUUUACUGUGGCCCAUUUGUAAGGAGGUUCUGCAUUGUCGUUAAAGCCAACUGGGUUUUAUAUCUGAAUCAGUAAAUUAGUGGCAGGAAUUCUAGACAGUAAAAAGAACUUUCUAGGCUUUCGAAUUACACCCAGCUUUCACAUGAGACAUCUGUGGUUAGCGCUUUAAUCUUAUAAUUGGAUGUCCCGUUCUCCUGGGUUCGAUGGUGGCAGUUGUCGAGAACUAUCCUCCCACAUCCGCCGCUGUUGCAGCUGCACGGAUUGCUAUGGGGUUAGCUGACUGAUUCACAGAGCCCCAGCAGAGCUGGUCACUACUGACUAGCGCAGAGAUGUAUAUCUAUACAUCCAGAAGUGAACGAAGAAUAUUCUUGGGACAAAAGACUGUAUGGGAUAAAUCUUAUUAUGAGGUGAACAAAGGUAAACAAGGGGUGGAGGAAUUGUCGUGUAAGUCGAUCCAAAUUUUUUACGAUUCAAGUACAACAAUUUUAAUAUAUCUUGGUAGAUGCAAGCUAUAUUUGUUUGUCACCAUAAGGCCCAACAUUGGAUUCAGGAUAGCUCAGUCGUUAUAGUGAAGGACUACGAGCUGGACGGCCAGGGUUCGAAUCCAGGCA